UUGUCUAAAAUGUCUGUUUGGAAAAAAAUAAAAAUUAAGCUUGAUGAAUUAUGCUUAGAAAGUACAUUAAAAGGAGGGCAGAGUUUUCGCUGGAAGCAAUCGGGCGAUAAUGAAUGGUCAUGUGCGUUAAAUAAUAAAUUGAUAACAUUAAAACAAGAUUGUUCAUAUGUGUAUUAUCGAGUGUAUAAAUUGGAGGAGGAAUUGGAAGAAAAUGAAGAAAAUAAUAGGGAAUUUCUUAUUGACUAUUUUAAUCUUUCAAUUUGUCUAUCAGAUUUAUACAAAGAAUGGAGUUUUAGAGAUGAGAAUUUUAGAAAACAAGGAGAAAGAUUUAAGGGUAUUAGGAUUAUGAGACAAGAUCCGUGGGAAAAUUUGAUAUGUUUUAUAUGUUCAAGUAAUAAUAAUAUUAAUCGAAUAUCAAGUAUGAUUGAAAAGCUUUGUCAUAAAUAUGGAACGUUUGUUGGAAGAAUAGGAAAAAAUGAUUAUUAUGAUUUUCCAGCACCAUCUAAACUCUCAAAACCAUCAGUUGAGUUAGAAUUGAGGGAAUUGGGUUUUGGAUAUCGAGCAAAAUUUAUACAAAAGACAGCAUGGAUUAUUGAAAAUGAAAGGCCUAAGAAAUGGCUUGAAAGUCUUAGAAAUAAGUCAUAUUAUGAGGCUAAAAACAGUCUUUGUGAAUUAAUGGGAGUAGGAUAUAAAGUUGCGGAUUGUGUGUGCCUAAUGUCUCUUGAUCAACCAUCAGCAGUUCCUAUAGAUACACAUGUAUGGCAAAUUGCUCAAAGAGAUUAUAAAUUUAAUACAAAAAAAUAUAAAACGAUUAAUAAAACACUUUAUGAAACAAUUGGGGAUUAUUAUAGAAAUUUAUGGGGAGAAUAUGCGGGCUGGGCACAAGGUGUAUUAUUUACUUCUGAUCUUUCAAUUUUUAAAAAUAGGGCUAAAAUAGAAAAAAAUUUACCAAAACUUAUAGAUCAGGAAAAAACAAAUUAUGAUAAGAUAUCCAAAAACAAUAAAUUAUAAAAUAUACCUAUAAAUUAAUUUAUAUAUCAAAAUAUUAAAAACUAUAUAAAAUCUAAUAUAAAAAAUCAAA
This is a messenger RNA of Pneumocystis carinii B80, 1081 nucleotides long. RefSeq lists its product as hypothetical. Gene Ontology annotation, cellular component: nucleus. The coding region runs from base 10 to 1011 and encodes 333 amino acids. The record is from RefSeq and is a predicted model, not a curated record. The transcript has 6 exons. Gene Ontology annotation, biological process: base-excision repair; base-excision repair, AP site formation; nucleotide-excision repair. Lineage: Eukaryota; Fungi; Ascomycota; Pneumocystomycetes; Pneumocystales; Pneumocystaceae. Gene Ontology annotation, molecular function: 8-oxo-7,8-dihydroguanine DNA N-glycosylase activity; damaged DNA binding.